Molecule: messenger RNA, 942 nt
Organism: Fusarium fujikuroi IMI 58289
Lineage: Eukaryota; Fungi; Ascomycota; Sordariomycetes; Hypocreales; Nectriaceae
Exons: 1
Coding region: 1-942 (313 amino acids)
Source: RefSeq, a predicted model, not a curated record
AUGUCAUUCCCUAGGCCAGAGGAGGAGAGGGCUGCUACAGGGAAGGUCUUCUACCAUCUUGCUUUUGAACCAUGGCUGAAUGGAGCUGCCCAUGUUGGACAUCCAUGGAUCGUACACCUUGCUCGUGUUGAAAAGGAGGGAAUUUCGACCUUUGAAGACCUGGAGACUCUGAUUCGCGAGAUCGAGAAAGCUGCCUCGGCGCAUCUGCCAGCAAAUGCUCAAGCCCAAGAGUCAGCAAGGCAACUCGAUGCUGUCCUUCUUGGUUUCUUUUACUCCGACCAUCUACAUCCACAGACUCUGAAGACGUUUCCUCCCGAGAUUCCCGUCAUAGCAACAGCACCUGGCGCUGCUAUCAUCGAGCCAUGGAAUCACUUCAAGACCAUCAAAAUCAUCAACAACUUCGAUUCAUCGGCGACAACUUGGAACUCACCGGACCUACAUCCAGGCGAACCUGUUCCGAGAUGGUUUACGCCACUGAUGAUACUCGGCAAAAGCGAACUGAACUUUGUCUUUGCUAUAAUCUGGUCCCAUACCGUCAACGGCGAAGAAGUCCACGAAGCAAUUCUAGACUCUCCUCACGGCGUGCAGCUCGACGCAAAACCCCUCGAAGCAUUCCUCGCGUCAGAGCCCAAGACAAAGAAACUCGCGAUGCUGCACGGUCUUAAAGAGAGUCAUACUGGCGGUAUCCAAACAUGUUAUGGCGCAAAGGGAGGCCUUGGACUGCACCGAAAGGUUGGAGGCGUAGAACAUUGGGUUUUGACACAUUCUUCCGAGCUGAAAUAUACGGGGAUAUUCAUGAGACUUGUUUGGACAACUGAUACACCGAGGACAAUUGAAUGGGCGUUGGAAAAGGAGAAGAAGGAGCAUCCUGAUGAAGAGUUGUCUGGACCACCGAAUUUCAUUAAGGUUGCGAAUGGUUCAUCGACAGUUUUGACGUGUUGA